Messenger RNA from Saxophila tyrrhenica, 1743 nucleotides. RefSeq lists its product as uncharacterized. Bases 1 to 1743 code for a protein of 580 amino acids. The record is from RefSeq and is a predicted model, not a curated record. The transcript has a single exon. NCBI's taxonomy places the organism in Eukaryota, Fungi, Ascomycota, Dothideomycetes, Mycosphaerellales, Extremaceae.
AUGGACUACCGACAAGUCACGCCGCCUCUGUCUGCGGACUUUGAGGAUUACGUCAACUUCCAAUGCCCUGGUGGCAGUGCAAGCACUAAUGCGUCCUUUUGGCCGAACGACUGGUCUCCGGAGUCGGUCAUGACGGCCGGCACUCACAUUACCACACCUCCAAAGUCGCCAGCUAGGAUCCGAGAGAUCGGACCUACCCUUCUUCCAAGAGUGCGUCCUCAGGACCAGAGUGUGCAGACGGCUCCUACGCAAGCAUUCCAUGGCCAUAGCAGGACUACUUCGCUUCCUGCCGAUGCCUACCACAUGCAAUUCGGCAGCUAUCUUCCACCAGUCCCGUCUUUGGAAAGGCGUUCUGCUAGUCCUGCUCCACGCAACCCGCUGCCUACUCCUGGCUCAGCGUCCUUGACUUAUGAUCACAUGAUGAACGACACCGCUUCACGCCGCCCCUCCCUUGCCGGCAACAGAUCGGUGUCUGCCACCAAUAUCCGCUCGCACUCGCGCAAUAGCUCGUCCACCAGCAUCGAUGCCAGCGUUCUUGGCCGGUUUGGUUUCCCGACGUACCGCCACAGCCCAAGUCCGGGGCCCAUGCCAGCCAACAGCGCAGCAAUGUCCCGGACGCCGAGCGCCAUGAGCCACCUUGUGCCAAUCAUGAUGCCCAACGGCCAUGUGCAGUCUUACCCUGCCAGGCGACGAACGGCCAGUCCUCCGGCUAAUCCCUCCAGGCUGUCUGUGGAAGUCGAGUUCGAUCCUCAGCUUGACCUGGAAGAGUCGUCCAUCAUCGACUACUUGACGGCGCCGAACCCAACCCCAUCGCUGGUUCAGAGGACCGUAGAAGCAAACCGCCCCUCAUGCCCUCAUGUGUGGUUCGACGUACGCAAUGUCACUUCCUGGUCUGACUUCAAUAUCUCCACGCUCUCAGCUGUUCCCGGCCUUCUAGAUCUCCUGCAGGUCAAGGUCGCUGUUCGCAACCUGCCUGGGCCGCCCAAAGUCAACCUCAACCCAGAGACCGCGACCCAGCUGGCGGAUAUGUGCGCCAAACACCAUGCCGUCAAGGUCAACGCAGCCUUGAAGCUCGCUCUGGGAGAGAAGCACAUGGCCAUGCGCGCUUUGCAAUCCGCCGGCAGCGCCCGCCAACAGCCCGAGUUCGUCUCCAACUACCAGUCCGACGUCGAAAAAACCAUCUACGGCGACGGCCGCGGCAGAGUCGUUGGUGUAGCCAAGUGCUACGACCAAUGGAACUCAGGCUUCCGCAACGGCACCCCUGAGAACAAAGUCCAGUAUCUCCGCGGCCUCGCGCACCUCCACCACUUCAUGCGCGAGCACGGCUGUCGAUACGGCUUCAUCAUGACCGAGAUAGAGCUCGUCUGCGUCCGUGCUGGCGGUCCAUCAGCUGACCCUGCAGCCGUCCCACUGUUUGGCUUCCUCGAAGUCGCAGACCCAGUUCGCAUCUCCGACUCCGGCAUGAACGAGAACGGAAACCUGCGCAUGACCGCUGGGCUAGCGCUCUGGUACUUGCACAUGCUGGCUAAGGAGCGACCAUUCGAUGGUCAGCUGCACUGGAAGAUGGAGGUUGGUGGGCCCACGGCGCUGACGAGACAGCAUCAUCUUGCGAGAGACUCGUGGAUGCCUAAGCCGAAUGUGAGCGAGAAGAGGACGAUGAAGAGGGUGAGAGGGUGGGUGUUCCCGGAGGAGCCGUUGAGUAAUAGGGAGGUGGGAAGGGGGAGGAGGAAUCGGGUCGGUUGA